CUUGCAAGCCAUUGUGGGAGCCUGGGGAAAUCUGGCGCUUAUGCCAGGGCUCUUGAAAAGCCAAGACAAAGUCCUUCGAAUUAUGGUACGAUGGUAUAUCACCCGAUGGAUUUGAGAGCUUUUCGGCCAAGUUCCAUAUCGCCAAGUUCUUGGGUAGACACAAGACGGUUGUUGAAGACGCGGUUCUGAAUGGCUCGCAAGAAAGAGGCUCGGCUUACUGCUUCUGAGGAUGAGCCGCAAUGCCAGAAUGGUGCUCCGAUAUUUGUUGAGAUGAUCGCCGAAGCCCGAGCGUACCCAUCUGCCGUGUAUCAAGGCAUUCGCAAACUCCCCGGCCGAUGUUCAUGUCCGUGCCUGAAGACCCUGCCAAUUCCUGCUCAAAGACCUCCGGCGCCCGGUCCCCAGGUUUUUGGUCACUUUGGCCGCCGUUCCCGCGACAAAGAAGACCGAGCAUCACCAUCUUUAUGCCGAAGCGUCAGCGUCUCCGCGUCCGGCGUCUCUUUUGAGCUGCGAGAGGCAGUGAUCGACGGCUAUGUUCUUUACCGUCUAUUUUACGGCCUUCCUCGAAUGGAUCCAUUAUGUGUAUCCACCAUCGGUGACGGCACUGGAAAGGUCCCUGAAAGCCUUACAAGAGCCUCACCAUCACCAGGUGACACUAAGCCAGGCUUCAAACAAGGCUCCGACAUUGCAAACCCCAGACAGCCCUGA
Molecule: messenger RNA, 705 nt
Organism: Fusarium odoratissimum NRRL 54006
Lineage: Eukaryota; Fungi; Ascomycota; Sordariomycetes; Hypocreales; Nectriaceae
Exons: 4
Coding region: 190-705 (171 amino acids)
Source: RefSeq, a predicted model, not a curated record